Molecule: messenger RNA, 570 nt
Organism: Necator americanus (New World hookworm)
Lineage: Eukaryota; Metazoa; Nematoda; Chromadorea; Rhabditida; Ancylostomatidae
Exons: 6
Coding region: 1-570 (189 amino acids)
Cellular component (GO): cell surface
Source: RefSeq, a predicted model, not a curated record
AUGUCCGAGGAGAAGAAGACGGGAGACGUCAUUGACGCGAACGAUGGAUCGUCCGACUGUUUCUCCGUUAAGCACCAGAUGCAAAAAUCUCCAAUAUUUGCCCUACUAUCGCUGUUGGCGUUGACCUUAGCAGUGUCGGCAGCGCUCGUCGGAAAACACUCGGUUGCUGCUCGUGGACAAUUGAUGUGCGGUGGUGCGCCGGCGGAAAAUGUCCGUGUACGACUAUUCCGUGUCAAACAACCGAAAAAAGAUGACCUUAACCAAAUGCUCGCCGAAACAACCACCGGAAAACCAGGAGUUUUCCUACUUGAAGGUGAUACAAAUGGUUUUCCGCUGAAUGAGACCACUAUGCAGCCAGUGCUGACCUUCUAUCAUUCAUGUGAUGAGGAUCCAACUAAACUGAAGAAGAAUGGAUAUCGCAAGUUUAACUACAAUAUCCCUGGCGAAUAUGUAUCGCUGGGAUCGAAACCGAAAAAGACCUUCGAUUUUGGGACCCUCAACAUUCAGCUCGAAUUCCCUGGUGAGAAACAUGACAAGAAAUUUGAGGAGAGAAAGCAUGCAAGAGUAUAA